GCAGUAUCUCUAGUGUUGGUUUUGUCAAAUAUUUUUUUACAACCAUAAUCUAUUGUUCUAUUUGUUGUCCUCCAAUACAUCCAGUAAAUGGCACAAAAAUCUGCCAGACGGUUUGUGAGAACAUUUUGGAUCAAUAGAGGUAGACAUUGUUCUAACCCCCCUUCUCAAGGGGGUUGUGCUUUGAGUCUUUGGAGGACCGACCCCGAGUGUUCAAUAACACAGCAGGGACAAUAGUCAGCAAAGAGAAUGUGUUGAGAAAAGCCAGAGGAAUUAAGUCACAAAUUAUACGUUAGCCGUCUCACAUUCGUAACAGAAAUCCCACCCGCUGACAUGGAGAGUAGAUAAUACAUCGUUUCUUCUGCGUAAAAUACUUCUCCUCGAGGCAGCAUUUUGAUGCCUGGGUAGAGGAUUGCAUUGGUCCGAAGAGCGUUGGACUUACACUCAUUAUCAAGGGAACAGAAAAGGCCGUUGGAAUAAGUCACUUGCCCACACACAUGAGUGCUGUGUUCCCCUUGCGCUGGGCUGAGCGCCAUGCCUGACCGGGACAGCGCCUACCUCUCAGGCGGUUGCAGCAGCGGUGGGUUGGGUACUAGUGUGGGCGAGGAAGGCGUGCCGGGGGCUGGUUUAGGAGGGGGCGCAGGAGAGGGCCGAGGGGGAUCAGUGGGAGGUGGAGGCAGUGGCUCUGGUUCUGGGGGCAUGGGUGGAGUAGGGGCCCUGGGAAAUGGGAACAACUGUGGGGGAGGUGGAGCAGGGGGCCCGGCGCCGGAUGGGGUCUGCAGGGACUUUCUGAGGAAUGUGUGUAAGAGAGGCAAACGCUGCCGCUUCAAACACCCAGACUUCAAUGAGGUGCCGGACCUCGGGGUGCAGAAGAAUGAGUUUGUCUUCUGCCACGACCACCAGAACAAGGAGUGCGUCCGCUCCAACUGCCGCUUCGUCCACGGCUCCAAGGAGGAUGAGGACUACUAUAAGAAGUCAGGGGAGUUGCCCCUCAGGCUGAGGGGGAAAGUGGCUGCAGGACUGGGCCUGUCCCCGAUGGACCUCCCACACAGCCGAGGGGAGGUCCCCAUCUGCAGGGACUUCCUAAAGGGAGAAUGCCAGCGGGGCAACAAGUGCAAGUUCCGCCACGUCAAGAAGGACUAUGAGUAUGAGCAAGCCAGGGUGGGUGCCGGGGUCGUGAUGGGCCCGGGGUCCAGUGGGAUGGUGAACACAGGCGGGGGGGUAGGAGGUGUUGGGGUGGGUGCUUGUGGGGGCAUGGCCGGACUGGUUGGGGGUGGAGGUGGGGGUAACAUGAUGGGGAUGGGCUGUCCCAGCCUGGGAGGCUGCAGAGAUCCAGGUAUAUCAGGGGUGGGGGGAGUAGGGGUAGGUGGGAUGGGGGGUUGCCUCUCCAUGGCCUCAGGACAGCGUCGUUUUGACAGGGGACCUUGCUCGGUGUACGACUCCCUGUUUGAGAGUGGUCUGUAUGAGACAGGGCCCCUGGAGUCCCCUUUGGACCACACAAUGCUGCAGCUGAAGAGACGCAGGCUGGAGGGGCUCCGGCUGGACGGGAACGGAGGGGGGCACUAUGAGCUGGGGAUGCAGGCGGCCCUCCCGCCUCGGCCCCUGGAGUACAGAUUUCUGGAGGAGGAGAACGCCCUGCUGAGGAGGAGAGUGGAGGAAUUGAAGAAACAGGUGUCUAACCUCAUGGCCACUAACGAGGUGCUGCUGGAACAGAAUGCCCAGUUCCGGAGCCAGACUAAGGUGUCGGUGAUGACCCUGUCCUCCACCCCAGCCCCCUCUGAGCAGACCUUGGCUCCCCCUGUGGGUGCGGUCAGCUCCUACAACCACAGCAUCGCCCAGACCCAUACCACCCUGAGCAGCGCCGGGCUGCAGCCUCGUACCGUCACCCUCACCCAACAGGACCUAGUGGCCCCCACUGGUGCCCCUACAGUACCCCCAUCCAACACCGCCCCACCCAGUGCUCCCCUGCCCCACCUCAACCCCGAGAUCACCCCGCUCUCGGCCGCCCUGGCUCAGACCAUCGUCCAGGGCAUGGUGCCUCCUGUUUCCAUGGCACCUGUGACUGUUUCUGUGGCACCGGUGGCUGUAUCCAUGGCACAGCCUCUACCUUGCAUCACUAUAAGCCACGCCACCACCCCAAUGGUGUCCUACCCUAUUGCUAGCCAGAGCAUGAGGAUCACCACCAUACCUCACUGAUGCACUCUCUGGCAAACUCUGUAGAACUCUCCCAUGGAACUAGAGAUGGGGAUUGUAUGCAGAAUGCAUCUUUCAAGUUUCAAUUGACCCACAGCAGCUGACUGACUCGAGGGGCAAAGUUGUGGGGGAACCCUAAUGCCCACACGCCAUAGGCAAAGAAAAGGCUAACUUUGAUAGGAUGACUCCGCCACACACACCCUGCUCUGUGGCAGCGUUACAAAGUCAGGUGGUCCUCUGAGGUGACCUCCGACCUUGUUAAAGGUUGGUGUGCCAAACGGCCUUCUUCAAACACAGGCAGCAAAAAUAACGACAAACUGAAGAUAUGUCAGUCAUGGCGAUAUUCAGUUUUCUCACACAUUUGACUGAUGUCUUGAUUACCAGGGGAUUGUGACAUUUCAGUUAGCUUCUGUUAUUGUUUGUGGAUUUUUAAUGUGUAAUGUUGAAAUUUUACAUUGCACACAUUUAAUGGAAUAACAACCACAAGAAAAUGCAUCUCCUGUUGUUUUAUUGCUAAUGAAUUAAGUUAUCCCGAGUAAUGUUAUUGUGUGAGGAUAUGGUUGACUGACAGACCAUCAGAUACAUUUUUCAGUGCUUGAUGCAUUGGUAUCUUUACCCUAGAUUUAAUGCUCAAGCCUAAACUCAGCUGAGAGCCUACACACAAACAAACGCAAGUCAAUCAUGAAGGGAAUAGGUAAGCUUGGAAAAGAAACACCUUUAAUAAACAUGUUAUGGAUCAUUUCCAAAUGUACUUGUCAACAUUUUAUGCAGUCAGAUGAAUGUGUGAACCGAUGGCCUCGGGUAGAUACUUAAAAUACUAACAUACUGUAAAAUAAAAUAUAUAUACACCCCAAAUUUUUGCCCUCAGAACAGCCUCAAUUCAUCGUGGCAUGGACUACAUUGUGUCAAGCAUUCCACAGGGAUGUUGGCCCAUGUUGACUCCAAUGCUUCCCACAGUUGUGUCAAGUUGGCUUUGGGUGGUAGACCAUUCUUGAUACACAUGGGUUUCUGUUGAGUGUGAAAAACCUCAGCGGUGUUGCAGUUCUUGACACAAACCGGUGUGCCUGGUACCUACUGAAAGGCACUUACAUAUGUUCUUUCCCAUUCACCCUCUGAAUGGCACACAAACACAAAUGUAUCAAGGAUUAAAAAUCCUGUCUCCUCCCCUUCAUCUACACUGAUUUAAUAAGUGACAUCAAUAAGGGAUCAUAGCUUUCACCUGGGCCGUCUGUCGCGGAAAGAGCAGGCAUUCUUAAUGUUUUGUACACAGUGUAUAUAUAUCACUUGGGGAACAAAGUAUUUUGUAAACAUCAAAGAAAAUGCACCACUACACUUAUGGCAUUAACUAUCUUGGUUAGGAACAACACCAUCUUUGGUAACACCCUUUGUAAACCAAACACCAGCCUAUCUUGUAUGAACAUUCACGUGGCUAUUGUAAACUAUUUAAGAGCUCUUGAUUCUGCAUCAGUACCAGAUACUUUGUCAUUUUUAUUUAUUUUUACCUUUAUUUUACUAGGCAAGAACAAAUUCUUAUUUACAAUGACGGCCUAGGAACAGUGGGUUAAGAACAACAGAUUUGUACCUUGUCAGCUCGGGGGUUUGAACUUGCAACCUUCUGGUUACUAGUCCAAUGCUCUAACCACUAGGCUACCCUGCCACACCAUUGACAGCCUAUAUUGCUCUCAGGCUUUAGCGGAGAUUGGAAAAGAACGCGCACUCUGCAAAUUUAAAAUAAACAAGCGCAUGGA
Oncorhynchus kisutch (coho salmon) is the source of this 3938-nucleotide messenger RNA. RefSeq names its product zinc finger CCCH domain-containing protein 10. The transcript is spliced from 3 exons. Lineage: Eukaryota; Metazoa; Chordata; Actinopteri; Salmoniformes; Salmonidae. Bases 532 to 2193 code for a protein of 553 amino acids. The record is from RefSeq and is a predicted model, not a curated record. Gene Ontology annotation, biological process: regulation of RNA splicing. Gene Ontology annotation, molecular function: metal ion binding; RNA binding.